Trichoderma citrinoviride is the source of this 519-nucleotide messenger RNA. RefSeq lists its product as hypothetical. The record is from RefSeq and is a predicted model, not a curated record. The transcript has a single exon. The coding region runs from base 1 to 519 and encodes 172 amino acids. Lineage: Eukaryota; Fungi; Ascomycota; Sordariomycetes; Hypocreales; Hypocreaceae.
AUGCAUUCUGCAAAGGCCCCCAGCCCGGAAGAGGCAUAUCUUUAUUACUACGACGGCAUUCGUCCGGGCAAGAAGAAGCUCAUUGCCCGGACCAGCACCCACGUCUGGGACCUGUCUGUCAACAUAGAGCAGCAGGUCUUAGAGGAGAGCCACCCUGCCGUUCUGGACAAGAUGUUCGCUCCUCCAGAGGAUGACGACGGGGACGUCCUUAUGGACCAGAUUCUGGAUGCAACGACGAGUCUGCGCAUCCGAUACAUGACAGUCACCCACACCGGGACUAAGGAUGUGGACUGGCAGACUGUCCUGCUGAUUGACGUCGAGGCGGGCACCCUCUCCUGGGAGGACGGCUACAGGAUUGCCAUGCAGUGCAAGGGUCUCAUGCAAGAUUGCGGCCUUUUGGACGUCGAGGUUGAGAUCCGGGAGAAGGUGGAGGAUGAUGACGGGGCGAUGGCCAGGCUGUGGCAUGCUGUGGCGCUGGCGUGCCAGGAUGAUGUUGACAACAUUGACUUCUGGGAGUAG